This is a messenger RNA of Dendrobium catenatum, 615 nucleotides long. RefSeq names its product transcription factor TT2-like. The transcript is spliced from 2 exons. The record is from RefSeq and is a predicted model, not a curated record. Bases 1 to 615 code for a protein of 204 amino acids. NCBI's taxonomy places the organism in Eukaryota, Viridiplantae, Streptophyta, Magnoliopsida, Asparagales, Orchidaceae.
AUGGCUUCGAGUUCAGUUGGUCCGGGCGUCAGGACGGCUGAAGGUCGGACGGGAAUGGGGGAGGCGUUGGAUCCUCCUGAGCUGCUAUGGUCUCUGAUUGCUGGAAGACUACCAGGCCGAACUGAUAAUGAAAUAAAGAACUAUUGGAACACAACAUUAGGCAAGAAAGCGAGCUUUCAACGUCAAAUUCAACACAUACAUAAGCCAAGCAACAUUCGAAGGCCAAAAGCUUCUAAUCAUCUACUGCCAUCAUCAUCGCCACCACCUCCACAAACCAAAAACAAUACUACUUUGAACCAAACAAUGGCCAUGAGAUGCAGUAAAUUAGUCUUUCCAUUAUCGCUUCCAUCUUCUUCAGCAAGCAAGCAGAGUCCCCCAACCAUGCAAUUAGCAGAAGAGUCAAUGGCUAAGGUGACUAGUGAGAUGCCUGAAGAAGAAGAACUGUUUCAGGCGGUGGAGGAGAAUAUGGAGUUUGAAGAUCAGGCUGUAAUGGAAUUUGAAGGAUUGCAGGACUUUGACAGCUGGGUGUUUAAUGAUGAAGAAGAAGAUUACCUUCCUGAUGAUGAUCAAAUGCAAAUGUUAACCUCUUUAUUCGGUAUGGGAGGUGGAUUCUAA